AUGGGGGGUUGCACAAAUGAUCACAAUUUUGUGACAAAGACUGUUGAUGUUGGACAAACUGUGACACUUUCAUGUAUUCGCCAGUCAACACUUUUGCACCAGGAAACAUUAUUUUGGAUCAGACUUGUUUCUGGAAACCAGUUUGAAUUCUUGGGAGGAACAUUCACCUUUGAUUAUGACAAUGUUAACAAUACGUCUCAUAUUACAGUAAAACAAGAACCUGGAACUUUUAUUAUGCAAAUCAGUAAAACUAAACUAAGUGAUACUGGUUUAUACUACUGCAUAAAAGUCAGACAGCUUGCUAUGACCUUUUUGGAGGGAACAUUUCUGACCAUCAAAGGUCCAGAACCUGAUGUCAUACAAAUGCGAUCUUCUGAUCGCAUUCAUUCAGGAGCCCAAGAGACUCUGCAGUGUUCAGUCCUCUCUAAGUAUGAGAAGAAAACUUGUCCAGAAAAUCCCAGUGUGUACUGGUUCAGAGCUGGAUCAGACAAAUCCCAUUCCAUUCAUGUUCACGGAAACAGUGUUGAUGAAUGUGAGAGCAGCUCUGAAACUCCCUCACAACGUAAAUGUGUCUACAGCUUCUCAAGGAAUGUCAGCUCCUCUGAUCCUGGGCCUUACUACUGUGCUGUGGCCAUAUGUGGACAGAUCAUUUUUGGAAAUGAAUCAAAACUGGACAUUAAAGGCAGUGAUGGUGAUCAGCAAGGUCAGCAGACAGAAGAGGACCUCAUGGUUUAUACUGUACCAACUUUCAACAGAAGGAAAAAUGGCAAAGUAGAGCGAAGGAAUGAAAAAGUAACAGAGGGAGAAACAGUCUACAGUGAUAAGUCAGAGAAUGGAAAUCCUGGUAGCCAUGAAAAGCCAUGA
Pelmatolapia mariae (spotted tilapia) is the source of this 864-nucleotide messenger RNA. Its product is annotated as tyrosine-protein phosphatase non-receptor type substrate 1-like. The transcript is spliced from 6 exons. Bases 1 to 864 code for a protein of 287 amino acids. Lineage: Eukaryota; Metazoa; Chordata; Actinopteri; Cichliformes; Cichlidae. Gene Ontology annotation, biological process: response to bacterium. The record is from RefSeq and is a predicted model, not a curated record.